Penicillium malachiteum is the source of this 372-nucleotide messenger RNA. RefSeq lists its product as uncharacterized. The coding region runs from base 1 to 372 and encodes 123 amino acids. The transcript has a single exon. NCBI's taxonomy places the organism in Eukaryota, Fungi, Ascomycota, Eurotiomycetes, Eurotiales, Aspergillaceae. The record is from RefSeq and is a predicted model, not a curated record.
AUGGGCGGUGCCUUGAAAGACCGCGAGAGUUACAUGACUCAGAAGAGUCAAUAUGGAAUCAUGUCUUUGUUUCCUGGGGUGACUCUCGACCAGCGAUCAUCGCCCAUUCGCACUUAUCCCCAACACUUGACAGAUGCCCGACACAGCAUCUUCUGGCGACGCACUAGUCCUGACGACCUGUAUAACUUGCGCCACCCGCGCCUCAUCACAACUACUAAUUGUCUCAAGCAAGGUCUCCAGCAGUUCCUCCUUCCCGUCUACCUUCCAAGAACUCGGGAUCUGAAAUUCCGGUGGCUGGUUAUCUUGAUGAGGGAUUUGAGUUGGCGGACUCUGGGUGUGCCCUUGCUGCAAGUGAUAGAUAUUGGCGUUUGA